Molecule: messenger RNA, 2058 nt
Organism: Hyaloscypha bicolor E
Lineage: Eukaryota; Fungi; Ascomycota; Leotiomycetes; Helotiales; Hyaloscyphaceae
Exons: 3
Coding region: 41-1888 (615 amino acids)
Source: RefSeq, a predicted model, not a curated record
GUCAAAGCCCUACGUAACGACAUCAAUUCAAUUCACAGCAAUGGACUCCUCAAUUAGCUACAAUGAUGAUGAGCACAUCGAAAGCCAUCUUUCAAGGGCUCAGAGCUUAGAAAUGGCGUAUCAAGAGACUUUGCGCAACACCGACAUCAUUAUUAAAGAUGAAGGGGCGCGACGACUACGGCUGCGGAUCCUCAUGCUGGAGAACGAGAAUGACGAUCUUCACGAACAACUUGCCCUAGAGGAUGACCGAAUUGAUGUCCUGGAACAAGAGAGCGAGGAACUACGAGGCCAGUUGGGACAAGCGCAGGAAGAUGUUUGCCAACGGGAGGCUGAGCUUAGGACACAGACACGGGAAUUGCAGAAUCUGAAGGCUGAGCUAGCUUCUAUGAACGGGAUCACCACAGACACAACAAAGAUACUUACUGAGAAACUGUCCCUGGUACGCGAACUCGCAACGCUAAAACCGGAGCUUGAACAUCUUCGCUCCCAAGCAUCAUAUCAGCACACUGUCCUGGCGGAGAAAUUGGCUUUGCAACGUCAAGUCAGUACCUUGGAAGUUGAACUCGAAACCGAGAAACGAGCAUCGAAACGAGCUGCACAAAAGAGUCGCAAUAGUGAUGCAGAAAUCGAACUUCAAAACCAAUUGGACCAGCUACAGAAAGACCUCGCUCGCGAAAAGAGGGAACGCGAAAAGGCACGCAAAGAAGUGGAGUUGGAGCACCAAUGCCAGGUCGAAGAACUGCAGAGAGAGCUCGCACAGGAGAAGAGGGCCAGAGAAAAGAAUCGAAAGGAGACCGAGACUGACGUCCAGGAUCGAUUGGAAGAGUUGCAGAGGGACUUGGCCCGAGAGAGACGAGAUGGGGAAAAGGCUUGCAAGGAGGCCGAGAAGGAACUGAAAUCUGCGGAGACGCGAAUUUCUGUCCUUGAAAGCAAGCUGGAUCAAUUGAGAAUGAAGCUGCGGGCGACCAAGGACCAGCUCAAGGAAUGCCAGACCGAGCUGAGCCAGGCCCGAGCAGUAGUAGUGAAGGCUGGGCCUGCGGCAUCGAAGGGAGAUGCUGCAGUUAAAAAUCCACAGAAGAGAGGCGCCUUGGAGAUGAGCACCGAUGUGGAGAUUGGUACUCCGGACGGAGUGGCUAUGCGAGGGAAGCGGCCAGUAGCGAAAAGGGGACGGAUGGACCAAAUGAUGGUAGGAGAGAAAUCGAUGUUCUCUAUCACGCCAUUCCUCAAUCGUACUAUCAGCAUGGCCCCCCAAACUCCUGGCGAGGAGAUGGAGCCUGAAGCUCUAGAAAAGGAACAACGAAAGGUCACAGGCGAGCCAACAGCGGAGGUCGUUCGAGAACAGCCACCCACGAGCCGGGCAGAUCCGGCACCGGCAGCUGUUCCUAAACCACGCAGGAAGAAGGUUGUAGAAAAUGCACCAGUAACAGAAAGUAAAGUCCUCGGGGAAGCCAAGGCCAGCAAUAAGAACAAGAAGGCACCUGCAAAGAAACCUCGGGUGUUGAGCACUUUGGAGAAAGUCGGUGAGGAGGAAGGGGAUGAGAAUGAGAUGAAAGAAUUUAUUCCUGCUGCAGCAAAGGGGGCCGGGGCGCCGAUGCUUUUUAAAGCAGGCCAAGUGCAAUUGAAAAAUGUUGAUGCCGAAGAGAGUGGCCCGAAGAAAAAGAAACGAAAACUCCUUGGUGGAGGCAGGACUUUGUUCGAUGAGGAAGAUGGAGAAGCCACGAAGCGGCCGGCAAAGGUUUCUCUAGGCCCCCCGAGAUUACUGGGCAAAGGCGGUUUGGCUGGUCCUAAAGGUGGUCUGAAGGGAGGACUCGAUACUGUCAGUGGAUUUGGAGGCUUUUCACCAUUGAAGAAAGAUCGUAGAGGCGUUGGGGCUAGUUUUCUAGUCUGAGGAAUUCGGUGACCAUCUUAGGAUAUGCAAUCUGUUCAGGUCUGGGGAAAUGGAUGGCAUGGCGGCGUUGGCUUGUGUUGUAUCUUUUAGUUUACUUGUGGAGUCGUUUACAUGGGAAUGAAUUGAAAUGCGACUCCUGGAAUAAUUUGAGCACGGACCACCUCGCGUUU